AUGAAGCGCGAUAGACCCUUCGCCGCGGACGACGAGGGCCCGCCGCGCCGCCGCACACGUACGGAUGAUGACGCGUCGCUUGUGGAGGAGAUUGCGACGGUUGAGGAGACCUGCACGGUUCUUCUCCGACUGCCGUGUUUGGACUUCUUUAGGGAUGCGCACAUAUGCGAGGAGGCCGCUCCCCACGGCGCGGCCGCGGACGAAGGGGAUGACCGGGGCUGGCCGCGCUUCUUCGCCGGCGGGCUCGCGUUUAGGAGUGGCACACUGGAGACGGCGCGCCCCGUCGUCGUCCUCCGCACGCAGGCGCACGGCGAAAUUGAGUUUGAGGGCUCGUGGUCUGAGUCGCACGAGAGCCGCCUCUUCGAGGCGCCCUCAAGCAAUCGCGUGGUGGUGCAGCUCUGCGAGAGAGGCGAGGAUACGACAGCGAAGGGAGAUGACGGCAUGGCCGAGGAGGUGGGUGGUCACGCCAGGGGCGCCGUCAACGACCAGCGGUUGGCUGCCGCUCCAGGGGGCCCCGCAACUGGGGUUGGGGUGGCGAGUCUCCUGAAGCACCCGUCUGUCGGCAUCACAGCUGACGAGGCGCGCGGGUGGCAAAAGGCUCGCAACGCGUCGUGGGGCUACGACCGAAUAGAUGUCCCAUGCGCGACGCUGGUGUUGCGCCGUGUGAGGUAG
Molecule: messenger RNA, 672 nt
Organism: Trypanosoma conorhini
Lineage: Eukaryota; Euglenozoa; Kinetoplastea; Trypanosomatida; Trypanosomatidae
Exons: 1
Coding region: 1-672 (223 amino acids)
Source: RefSeq, a predicted model, not a curated record